UUUGCUGCAGAGUAAACAUCUCCUCCCUGUUUCAAACAGGGAGAAGAGGAGCAGCCAUGACUGUGAGAGCAGCAGUGACUGGACUGGUUAUCUUUCUUCUCUCUGUGCCAGUGGUCCAGAGUCAGAAUGGCUGGGGAGUGACUUAUUCACAAACUGAAGUCUGUGCCUUGGAAGGAUCAACAGUGGAACUAAGCUGCACCUACACAUAUCCAAGUUCUGACUAUGAUAGAGUUACUGAAUCAUUCUGGUUUACUAAAACACAGAAUAAUGAACCUGUUGAUGUGAGAACAGACUCACAGUACACAGGACGUGUGACGUACAGUUGUGAAGGGAAACGCUGCACUCUGAGAAUCACUAACGUAGAGAAGAGAGACUCAGCUACGUACAAGUUCAGCUUCAUAACAAACCAAGAUGGCGGCAGAUUUACAGGAAACCCUGGAGUCAUUUUGUCUGUUAAAGUUCCAGAUCUUAAAGUGCAGAGAACUUAUUCAUGGUCCAAGCUAGAACUGAAAUGUCUCAGCAGUUGUCUUUUACCUCAUCAUGUCUCCUAUGUCUGGUACAAGAAUGGACACAAAAUCUCUGCAGAAGAAUCUUCUUAUUCAGCCGAGUAUGUUUAUGAAGACAGCUACUCCUGUGCUUUGAAAGGCUAUGAGGAUUUCCCCUCUCCUCUGUACUGUUACUAUGAUUCUCUGUGUAACAAAGUGAAAUACACUCACAGAACCAUCUGCUCCUCCAGAGGCUCAUCAAUGAACAUCUCUUGUUCUUACAAAAGUUCUGAAAGCAUCAGUUCAAAAUUCUGGUUCAGAUCUGAUCAAAGUCAGCAGGGGCAACAUGACCUACGACCUGAAGACCUCAGAGAAGAUUCCCAGUAUGGUAAUCGUGUUCAGGUCACUGAUAAUGAGAGUGGAGACACCAGCACCCUGAGAAUCUCUGAGCUGAGAGAGAGCGAUUCAGCCGUCUAUCGUUUCACAUUUACAGCAGGAAGCUCUGGAUGGGGGACCAGUUUACCUGGUACAACUCUGACUGUAACAGCUCUACAGGUGCAGGUGAUGAAGAUAACAACCCAGGAGUCUCACACAGAGGCAGAGCUGAGAUGUCACAGCAGCUGCAGUGAAGCGGAUCGUCUUUCAUACGUCUGGUUCAGGAACGGACAGAGAAUUCCCCAGGAGAAUAAAUCUUCUCUUAAAGACCGUCAUAACCCUGAGGAUGAGAUCUCCUGUGCUUUAGAAGGACAUGAAGGAUUUCCCUCUCCAUCAGUGUAUGUUCCAAGCCUUCCCUCUGUAUCAGUGAGUACCUCUGCUGAGAUAGAGGAGGGUAGUUCAGUGAAUCUGACCUGUAGCAGUGAUGCUAACCCAGCAGCUUAUUACACCUGGUACAGGAAGUAUGGAGCUGGAGACCUUCAGUUCUUCAGAGCAGGACCACAGCUUUCCUUCAGCUCCAUCCAGCCCUCUGACUCUGGACAGUAUGACUGUUCAGCUGAGAACGAGCUGGGGAGAAGGACAUCAGAGCUCGUUUCCAUAUCUGUGAAAUAUGCUCCAAAGCUUCCCUCUGUAUCAGUGAGUCCCUCUGCUGAGAUAGUGGAGGGCAGUUCAGUGACUCUGACCUGUAGCAGUGAUGCUAACCCAGCAGCUAAUUACACCUGGUACAAGGAGAACGAAGACUCACCUCUAGCUUCAGGACAGAUCUUCACCAUCACUGAAUUUCAUUCUAAUCACAGUGGGAAUUAUUACUGUGAAGCUCACAACACAAGAGGGCGCCAUAACUCCACCUUCACUCUGACUGUUGUGUCAGCAUCCAUAUCAAACAUCUCCAGGAUAACUCUGGGACUCUUGAUGAUGAUUCUUCUUCUCCUCUUGAUUCUGUGGAGGAGGAAGAAGGACACUAUGGAGGCUGAACCUGCAGGAGCAAUGGAGUUAAACUCUGAUCCUGCGUACGGGAACAUCUCAGCUGUCACUGCAGCACAGAGAGAAGACAGAGAGGAGCAGGAAGAUGCUGUAUGAAGUCCUCAGGUUAGAGCCUCCUGCACUGAAUAAACAGAGCCACUGUAGAUUUACAGUCAUCUAUGUCACAUGUUACAACCAUACUAUACCAGUAUUCCAUUCACUUUUCUGUCAUGUUCUUUAAAUGCUGUUGAAUCAGGAGAAGACUUCCUGUGGAGAAGUGGGGACAUUUACCUUCAGCUGCUGUAGGCUGAUAUGAAUUCAUGUGAAAUUGUUACUGAGAGACAAAAAUCAGGCUGAAAACAGAUAUAAAAGAAUGUUAUAAUUACCAACAGUAAAAGAGGAAAGCAGAUGAAACAUCAGCAGAAAGCUGGAUUUGAUGCCUUAGGCUGAAGAAGUAAAAAUCUGCAGUUAUCUCUCUAUCUCUCCCUGUCUCUCUCUGUUUAUAAAUGUUUCUACAUGUUUUAUGUGAUUCUCAACCAUUUUUGAUAUCAAGUGUCACACCAACAGAUUUAUUGUCAUGUACUUCAUCAACAUUAAUGUCAGUCAGUCUGCAUUUUACUGGUUUGUUCUUUUGUAGUUUCAAAAUGUUUGUGUUAUUUGAGUUUAAUGCUUUUUUCUAAUAAAACCGUAUUUUUAACUUUGUUGUUUCUGAAGUGAUCUCUUAAUAAAGUUCUUGUGAAUUCUCAUUAGACCACAAAAUAAAGGCGUCAUCAGCAAACAACACCAACAUCAGUACAUUUGACACAUUGCAGGUAUCAUUAUGUAGAGCAGUGCUACUCAACCCUGCUAGAGCCAAACUGUUGGAGAAACAGAACCUUUGUAAGAGCCACAAUCUAGACCUGGAGCUGUCAAUCCAAUAAUUACUACAUAUAUAUAUAUAUAUAUUUACAUGUACAUAUUUUAACCAGAGCAUGUAGAGACUUUUGGUUUCACCUUUCAUUUUCAUCAUUUUUCUUCAUCUAC
Molecule: messenger RNA, 2906 nt
Organism: Cheilinus undulatus (humphead wrasse)
Lineage: Eukaryota; Metazoa; Chordata; Actinopteri; Labriformes; Labridae
Product: sialoadhesin-like
Exons: 11
Coding region: 57-2000 (647 amino acids)
Source: RefSeq, a predicted model, not a curated record